UACAAACAAAUACUUCGGUACUUUUUGAAGAAAUUGUGUGAAAUUUGUGAGUGAAACUGUUAAGUUUUCGAUAAACAUAAAUUAUCGCCUACUUAUUUUCCUUGUUUGGCUUACAAAAGGGCAGAAGCCAGAAUUUUGGACGCGCAUGGUUGUAUAAACUAAGUUUUAAAACGGGUAGUACGAAUAAAAUCAAUAGAAAGGCCAAGGGCCUAGCCAAAGAAGCUUUGAAAAUUUAUCAAGUUCAGGUACAACUUGUGAAAGUUUAGUUAAAGGAUAAAGUACGAGUAAAAUCGUAUUUUGUCAUAAAAAAAUGAGUAACGUUAAUGAAGAAAAAAGUGAGGAUAAGAAAAAUAUUGAAAUGGAGGAAAGGGAAAAAAUGUUGAACGCUUCAAAUAAGGCCCACGAAAAAGAAAUUGAUGUUGAAAAUUCAGAAGAAAAGAAAGGUAUUGCAAAGGAGAUUAAAGAAGGGAUGGAAGUGAAACCAAAAAAGAUUCCUAUAGGAGGUAUCCAGAUGCCUGGAUUUUUUACAAGAAGUAAAUCAAAGGAAAGGUGCAAGGAGGAUAGUGAAAAUAUGGAACAAGAAGGGACAGACCUCAUUGACAGAAAUACCGAAAACAAAGAUGAUUCUCUUAAUUCUCAAACAAAAAUUAAAUUACCAAAUCCAUUUAGAAAAUCAAAAAUCGAAGAAGAAGGUGAUAAACCGUCAGAAACCAAAGAAAAGAAAAAACUUUUGGAUACUAUAAAAUUACCGUUAGUAUCAGUUUUUCCCAAAAAGAAGAAAGAAGGAGAGACUUUAGAAAGCGCACAAGCAGAACUGGCUUCCAUGGAAACAUUGGAUGAGAAAAGUUCAGAUGACAAAAAUGAUGAAAUGAAAAAUGUUGCAUUGGACGACAAAAAGGACGUGGAGAUGCAAGGUCCUGAAGAUGUGACAACAUGGAAAGAUAAAUUGGGAACAUACAAAAUUGCGAUCAGUGCCUUACUGGUAUUUUUGUCGUUAAUAGCAAUCAUAAUAUUCAUUGCUAUUUCUGGUAAUCGGGUUAGCAAUUCUCCUCCUGUUAAAGAUGGACGCUUUGUGGAAACGAUAACAAGCUGCGGAAAAAUUGAAGGUCUGUUAGAAGACAGUGCAUUUGCUUUCCGUGGAAUUCCAUAUGCACGCCCUCCUACAGGAGAUCUACGGUUUAAGUAUGCCCAGCCUUUGAAUAAGUUAGAAUAUUGUUGGAACGGAACAUUUUUGGCUCACAAUGCCACUGAUCUCUGUCUUCAAAUAUUGAGCAAUGGAACCGUUAUAGGAAAAGAGGAUUGUUUGACACUAGAUGUCGUAACGCCAUAUGUUCGCUACGACAACCCUUUGCCAGUAAUAGUGCUAAUCGGUUCAGAAAGUUUAAUUGGAGGUUCACCGGGAAAAAUGAGGCCGUCAGCCCGUUACGCAAGGUCCAGGGAUGUCGUGUUUGUACGUCCGAAUUUCAGACUGGGCGUACUUGGAUUUUUAGCUUUAGAAACCCUUUCAAAGUCAGAUUAUCCCAACACCUCUGGAAAUUAUGGACUGUCUGAUAUUCUAUUAGCACUGCAGUGGGUUAAAUUAAAUAUCGAACACUUUGGUGGAGAUCCGAAAUCUGUAACGCUAUGGGGUCACAGGGCUGGUGCUACCUUGGUUACAGCGCUGUCGACAAUGAGUGACGCUCAUAAAUAUUUCACUAGAGCCUGGGCGUCUUCAGGUGGAGCUAUUUAUCCCAAGAAACCAGUAGUCCACUCAGAAAUCGACAACAAAAGUUUUCUUGGCGCGGUGCAAUGUGAAAACGCAGAAUGCCUGAGAGGAGUGGAUGCAGAAAAAUUAGUUUCGGUGGUAGAGGACACUUGGAGGAAGCCUCACCCUGAUCUUCCGUCAAAAGACGAAGAUCCAAGUAGAAGACAUCAGUGGCUGGUUUUAGAUGGUAGAAUCCUCAAGGAACAUCCUGCGGAUGUGUGGUCUAAGGACGAGGAUUUGCCGGUACAGCUGGUAAUAGGUUCUACCGCUCACGCCGGUGGUUCACAAAAGCUUCUAUUAAAGCACAAAGUUUGGACUGAGGAACUCGUUAAACAGCAUGUGAAAGAAUCAUUCUUGUCUGAAAAAAAUCUUACCGAUGAUGCAUUAAAAAUGUAUCCUCCUACAUACAAAGGGCUAAGUGCGAUGAUAUCCGAUAUAAGGAUAGUCUGUCCGCUGUUCGCUAUAUCUACAGAGAUGCAUAAAAUACCUUUUUAUGUAGUAAACCAAACUAGGUUCGAACAAGAUAUUGCGGACAUUGACUCUGAUGUAGACGCAAUAUUAGGACGAUAUGAACCAAAAACUCCCGAACAGAGGCGAUAUUUCUCAGCAAUGCAAGGUUUGUUUUACCACUAUGUUUGGCAUGGUAAGAUUGAACAGAAUAUGAUCGGUCAAAAAGUAUUAGUAGUUGGCCAAGAUGUCCUGCCACAAGCUUCAUAUUCUCAUUGUGCUUUUUGGAUUGUAAAAAAUGUUUCGUCUUAUGCUGCAUUAGAUUAAUUUUAUUCGUAUAUUACAAAUAAAGGGAGGCUAUAUCUGGAUAAAUGAAUCUGUAACAGCAAAUUUUUUAAAAUACGAAUCUCCAAAAUAAAAAUACUCAUAUUUUAUCGCUACCUGGUAUUAUUAUGUUUAGUACCUGCCACUAUAAACUAGAUAGUGGAAUAAAGAGGUAUAUUAGUACUUCGUGAUCUCAUUUAAACUUUUGUCUAGAUAUUCCUCCUAAUCAUAUUUUUUUGUGAUUAAGUUUUAAUGAUACAACGGUACAUAACAGUAACAAAUAUUUUUUGUAUGUAAGUUUCAUGGAAAUUUUGUAGCUGUGACUAAAAAUGCUCAUUUGAGACAUUUUUAAUAUAUUCUUAGGUUUUGUUGACUCAAACCUACUUGUAACUAUGAAAAGAUUUUGUUUUACUUGCCAACAUUUAUUUCAAUAUCGUAAGAUCUCCUAGCUGUGACGUAUUAAUGCUCAUUAAUUUAGGAUUUCAAUUAAAUAUAUAAUAUAUUUUACACGUUUACAAAAUUUAAAUUAUAUGCGUAGGUUUGUAACAAUUUUAUGUUAUACAUAUACAAUUUUUUUUUUAAUUUAGCAGUUAUGCCAAUGAAUUUCUUCUUUAUAAAAUUGCUGAAUAAUCGGUAUAUAAUUGAUGGACUCGGUUGGUAAUUUGAAAUAAUGCGGAAUAUGUGGAACAAACCGAAGAGACUUAAAAUAAGACUAAAUUUAUUUAAAAUUUUUACGUUUUUACUAAUAAUACUUAUUUGUGAGAUUAUGUUAUAGUACUUAUAUAUUUUAUAAGACUGACUUGUCUUGAGCCCAUAUAUCUGCAUAUUAUUUCAAAGCCUAACCAUCUGGAGACCUUACAGGUUACUCUUAAUUAUUUUCUUUGGGAAAAUGGACAAUAAAAGGGAUAUACACUUUUAUAGAGACUGAAACAGCAAUACAAAAUACACAUCGCUAUAUAUCGCUUACUACUCCAAUAAGCUGGCAAACACCCAAAGAAAUAAAGAAAAAACUGAAACUGCAACAAAUAACUCUUUAAAGGGGUAUAUCUCUCUUAUUAUAUCUUUUCUAAAUAAGUUUAUAACAUGUUUUCAGUAAGAAAAAAAAAAUGUGACCAAGACUUUUUCUCAGAAUUAGAAUUUUAGCUGUAAUAUGUUUUUCUUAAGUAUUUUAAUUAAUUUUGUACAAGCUCUAUUAACCAUAAUUUAAACAGAGAAAUUUACUGUAUUUACUGAAAAUCUAAAAAUAAGGUUUUUUAACUUAAAAAAUAACCGACUGAUAAGAAAUCGUACUAGCUUUUCAUAAUAUUCUCAUAUUAAUAGACUGAGAUACGAAGGGAAUAUAUUUACAAGUUACAGUCCUGAAAAGAAAACCACUCUUCCAAAGUGGAAUCAACAUCAAUUGUUGUUGCAAUUAUCGUCUGCCAGUUUUAUAUGUAUAUUAAACAGAAGUUGAAAUAUUUUUGAGAAAUACAUUAUAGCAACUGUAGCGUAGCUGUAAGUUAGUAGUAACUCUUAAGGAUUUCAGGACUGAAUAUUGUAAUUUUCCAAUUUGUUAUUAAUUACGUUAGUACCACAUAAAGGAAUGCAGUUUCCCUAUCAUUUUUUAAAUCCAACUGGCAACAUUCGGGUUAUUGAAUAUUUCCUGUUUUUACUCACAUUUGUCUGGUUGUGAUAGCUUUUCAUAUUUAGCUACUGAAUUUUUAACUAAAUUUUAUGAAUUAUUGUCUAUUAAACUUCACCGAUCACCUUCACCUUCAGAACAAAAGUUAUUGUAAUUUCCUGAGAAGACAAUUUUUAUUUUUAAAUACAACACUGACUUUUUCAUUUAAAUAGUUUCUUUAAACACCUAAUUUUUUCUCUUUGUCGACUACUAAUGCUAUGAAUAAAGGAUUUUUCAGUUAUAUAAGUAAAACUUGUUUAGAAAUGUCUUGUUUUUAAUGAAUUACCACUUGCUCAAUAAUUUGAUUCACUGCAUAUUUGAAGUUUCUCCAUCAGUUGUUCUUAUGUCUGAGGCUUUUGAAAGGCUAACUGCAUUUCUAUUUCUAGUACCAUGUACUAACUGUACAAAAACAAGAAAACUAGGAAACUUCUUCGUACAUUUCACUAAACAAUGAAUUCUUUAAUGAACAAGCAACGAUAACAUUCUUUUUUUCAAAUAAUUUAAAUUUAUUUUCAAUACUGUUUUAUACAUCAAACCCUCACAGUGGUAUUCACAGUCACGUGCUUAAUAAAGGCUAUUGGAUUUUUGAAGUGCAAGAGACGGGUUAUGAAUACCACUGUUAGAUAUCCAGCCACAGUUGGUGCAUAGUUCUAAGAAUGAUUUUCUGUAAUUAUAUACUAUUUUCUUUACCACAUUUCACAAAGAAUACACCUUAAAUAUUAUUAAUAAAUCUGGUAAUGUAACAUUUUCACUUGAUAUGGAAUGUUGUCUUGAAAAGUCAUACAAUCAUGUGCUUUAAAAAAGAUAAUUGGUUCAAUUUAAUUUUGUUUGGCUUCGUUUUCCCUUAUCAUAUAUUUUUGAAUAUAUAUAUUUCAAUGUCGAAAUAUAAUAAUACAUUACCAAUUCUGCUACAUUUAAUUAUAAUCUCCCAAGCCAGAUAAAAUCAGUGUAUCAGCUUAACUGUAUUGCAAAGUACUGUCCAUAGUCUGUAAUCUAUGUAACUAAUUAUUGUAUAAGUAAAAUAAUUUAUA
Messenger RNA from Anoplophora glabripennis (Asian longhorned beetle), 5206 nucleotides. RefSeq names its product neurotactin. The record is from RefSeq and is a predicted model, not a curated record. Lineage: Eukaryota; Metazoa; Arthropoda; Insecta; Coleoptera; Cerambycidae. The transcript has 6 exons. The coding region runs from base 311 to 2518 and encodes 735 amino acids.